AUGGUUGAUACACAAUUACCUAAAAAUUUCACUGAAAAGAAUAAUGUGAUUCUUGGAUUGGAUGAGCAUGGCCUAUUUCACAUAAAAAUUAACAGACCCGAGAAGAUGAAUGCAUUAUACAAGGGAAUGUACGAUGUUAUUAGAGAAGGAGUAGAUAUAGCAGCCAAAGAUGAAAACGUCAGAGUCUUAAUUAUAUAUGGUUCUAAUGGAGUUUUCUGCGCUGGAAAUGAUCUUCAAAGCUUUAUUUAGCAAGAGCCAGCACCUAUUGAAUAUGCAUCUCAACUAAUAAUGAAAUUCGUAGAGUUUCCAAAACCCUUAGUCUUCUUUGUGUAAAAAGCGUGCGUUGGUAUUAUUUCAGCACUAGCUUCCCACGCUGACUUCAUCUACUGCUCCGAUGACGCAUUCUUUUUGUUGCCUUUCAUGCAGACUAAUCUUUGUCCUGAGGGACUUAGUUCAAUAAAAUAUCCAGAGUUGGUUGGUAGAAGAAAAGCUAGUGAAAUGAUAUUCUGUGAUCAUUAACUUAAAGCUAAAGAAGCACUGUAAUACGGUUUCAUUAAUGCCAUCAUUCCUAAAGAUCAAAUACCUAAAACUGAACCAUUACUAACUGAAAUUGAAAAGAUUCCUAAUUUAAAGAAACUACUGUCUUAAGAUCCCAAGACUGUUCAAAAUGCAAAGAAACUUUUGAUAGAGGGUUAAAACCUCCCAUUUAUGAGAGAGCACAAUAUGAGAGAGUAGACAAUAUUUUAUGACUGUCAACUUGAUCCUAAAUUUAAGGAAACAAUGAAGAAAUAUGCUGCUGCAUCUCUUAGUAGCUAGAAACAGAAAGAGAGACCUAAACUUUGA
Molecule: messenger RNA, 843 nt
Organism: Stylonychia lemnae
Lineage: Eukaryota; Ciliophora; Spirotrichea; Sporadotrichida; Oxytrichidae
Source: the annotation of a GenBank genome assembly